This is a messenger RNA of Saxophila tyrrhenica, 402 nucleotides long. RefSeq lists its product as uncharacterized. The transcript is spliced from 2 exons. NCBI's taxonomy places the organism in Eukaryota, Fungi, Ascomycota, Dothideomycetes, Mycosphaerellales, Extremaceae. Bases 1 to 402 code for a protein of 133 amino acids. The record is from RefSeq and is a predicted model, not a curated record.
AUGCCUCCCUUCACCAUCUCCCCCAUCACCUCCCCCGCCGAUCUAACCGCUGCCAUCAACCUCUUCACCGAAUACGCCACCUCCCUCAACAUCGACCUCACCUUCCAGGACUUCGCGACUGAAAUGGCGUCCAUGCCCGGCAAAUACGCCCCUCCACACGGAACCCUCCUGCUGGCACGGAACGACGCCGGUGAAGCGAUCGGAUGCGUGGGACUCCGCCCCCUAUCACCCGAGGGGUGCUGCGAGAUGAAGCGGCUGAUGCGGCUCGAUACGCUGCCCACUAUGACCUCAGCGCUGGCGUUGUACAGGAGUCUUGGGUUCGAGGAGAUAGAAGCUUACUAUGACACUCCGCUUGAGGGGACGGUGUUUCUUGAGUUGAUAUUAGAUUCGGUUAUCUUGUAA